CAACGACAGAUAUGAUCUCUGAGAUUCCUGAGCUAGAGAUCAUUUUUCAUAUGAAUACAAUCUUAAAAAAUAGUUUUUAUGUAAAGGAAUAACAGAAUCUGAAGUUUAGAUAAGGAAUCUUAUUUUUUUUCCAGGGUUUGUCCCAGCCCUAUUAGAUGGCUCAGACAUAAUAUUAGAAGAUAUCAAUAUAUGCGAUUACUUGGAAGAAAAAUUCCCCGAAAAUUCUCUGUAUCCUUCUGAUCCAGAGAUAAAAAAAACGAGAUAAGGAACUCAUCCAAAAAUCAACACCACUCACGUUUACUUUCCUCAAAUGCUGUCUUCACAUGGAACAAAAAACUCUGGAACAAUGGGCUCGAGUUUUCGUUGAGAUGUUACAGGAAUUCGAGAAUGAACUUGCUGAAAGAAAUACUGCAUAUUUUAAUGGGGACACACCUGGCAUGUUGGACUAUCUACUCUGGCCUUGGGCGGAGCGAGCAGGUGUAAUAAAACUUAUGCGGGGAAAAUUACCCCUAAAAGACACAGAUAUACCUUUGUUGAGAAAAUGGCGCAAAGUAAUGCAAGGAUAUCCAAGUUGUGCAGAAUUAAUAUCGCCUAUAAAAAUGCACUUGAAAGAGUAUCGGGGUAAACAAACGGGCCUACUUUACUUUAUGAAACAUAAUUAAGUACUUAUGUUUCAAGCAUUUGUAGG
This is a messenger RNA of Acanthoscelides obtectus, 688 nucleotides long. NCBI's taxonomy places the organism in Eukaryota, Metazoa, Arthropoda, Insecta, Coleoptera, Chrysomelidae. The record is from the annotation of a GenBank genome assembly.